Molecule: messenger RNA, 275 nt
Organism: Meloidogyne enterolobii
Lineage: Eukaryota; Metazoa; Nematoda; Chromadorea; Rhabditida; Meloidogynidae
Source: the annotation of a GenBank genome assembly
AUGCGUGUUGGAGGUGCUGAUUGUUCCAAUUGUGGUAUUCAACUUAAAAAUCCUUCGAGAGGUUUAACAGGGAGUAAACUACUCGAACGGAGACGUUCUAAAUCUAUAACUGUUGGUAGAGAAGCAGAAAAAGUGCUAAAUAAAAGUGAGGAAAUGGAACGAUGUCCAACUUCGCAGAAUUGAAAUACACGGGUGUUUUUUAUGUAUAGUACCUCAAAAGAAACAUUGCUAAAAAACCAAAAUAAAUAAAUAUAUUUUUCCAUAACGAUAUUUUU